AAAGUUAAAGAAAGAAACUAGAAAUUUAGCAGUGUAGUCUACUUACUGACUACUUGAGUCGAAAGUCGUCGACAAUCGUGGCAUGUAUGGACGGACCGUGUCUAUAAUCGUCGCUCCGUAUAAAUGUAUAGUGUCAAAUUAACCAUGUUGAAACGCAUAUUUGGCAUCGUAGAAAUCAAUUGAAAAUAAUAAAAAAUGGUGUCAUUAAUAAAAAAGCAACUAUUGAAACAUUUAUCAAGGUUUACCAAGAACUUAUCAGCUGAUAAAAUAAAUUUAAGUGCAUUUAAAGGUGAAGGCGAACUGACAAACUUAGAACUUGAUGAAAUAGUUCUAACUGAUUUGUUAGAAUUGCCGUCAUGGCUUAGAUUAACAAAUGCUUGGUGCAAUAAAGUUUCAUUUCGUAUACAAUGGACCAAAUUAAGAAGUGUUCCUAUUUUCUUGAGUUUAGAUGAAGUUCAUAUAGAAGUAGAAACAUGUGAAGAUUUGAGAGAUUUAUCUUCUCCGCAAGGGCUUUCUUCAUAUACUGGUCCUGCAAAAUAUUCUUUUAUACAUAAAGUAAUCGAUGGUAUAACAGUGACUGUUAAUACUGUAUCAGUUACAUUCAAAAGUCCUGCAUUCAUUGCUUCAGUUCAGAUGAAUCGCAUUAUUGUGGAAUCGAAAUCUGCAACAUGGCAACGGUGUGAUCUAAGGACUACUAGAGUGAAAGAUCCUGAUCGUGGACAGUUACUUAUUUUUAAAGAAUUAGAAUGGCAGACAGUUAGAAUAGAGGCACAAAGUACUAAAGAUAAGAACCUUACGCCAUUACGUUUACUUACGAAUCAAGCACGGUGUCGGAUUACUAUUAAAAAAAGAAUAUCAGAUUGUUUUGUUAUGGGAUCAAGACUGAUUCUUAUAUUAGAUGAUCUCUUAUGGGUUUUAACAGACUCACAGUUGAAAGCAGCACUUCAUUUUAUUGACUCUUUAGGUGGUUUGAUAGAAAAAGCUACAGUAUUAGAGCGUAAAACUAAAGCAGCUAGAAAAUUAGAGGUAUUGCCAGAGUAUCAAGCACAAAUAUCUCAACAAUCAAGGACAAAAAAUCAAUAUAAUACUGCUAUCUCUAAAAUUUUUACCAGAUAUGAUGUUGUAGAAACUUCAUAUCAUUUCCUUUGUCAAAGAAUUGAUUUACAUUUAUGUGAUGAUGCUGGUAAUGGUAGAUCCUCCCAUCCUGACUUAAAGGAUGGUGGUGCACUGCAAAUUUCAUUAGUUAGAUUUCAAGUUGAUUAUUAUCCAUAUCACUUAGCAAUGGCUGAUAGAAAACAUUGGGCUAAAUACAAAGAAAAUGCUACACCUCACAGCCAAUGGUUACAGCAAUCCUUAAGUUCUUUUCGAAGUCAGUUUAUGGAUCUCAUAGAUUCUGGCAGAACACAGCAUUCUCCUUUAACUAGGAGUCAAGGAAACAUUACAGUUAAUAAUACAAAAGGUUUAGGAGACAAUUCAGAAAAGGGUAAUCAGUCUCAAAAUAUAAACAUAACUGUUGAUGACAAAAAAAAGUCGCAACAUCCUAGUGGUAAUCCAGUGAAAAAUUACAUUUUGGAACAGCUGGCUAAGUUAAUGACAACAUGCAUUAUAAUAAGGAUAGAUGAUUUUACUUUAUACAAAGUAACCACAACGUCUCGUAAUCCUGUACCAAAAGAAUUUGUUAUGGCUCAAACAAGGAAGAAACAUGCAACAGGUGACAGAGACAAAUUUUGUCUUCCAGAAGAUGUUACAAUUGUUCAUGCUGAAUUUACAUAUUAUUAUUAUCCUGGAGAUAUUACAUUUCCAUUGCCACCACCAAAAUUUUAUGUACAACUGAAUCCUAUCCAAGUAAACUUUGAUGUCUGUUCCUGCUUAUGGUUUAAUUCAUUUGCAUUAAAUUUAUAUCAUUCUCUAAUGAAUAAGGAUAAACAAUCAACAUAUACUUCCACUAAUUUAAUGUAUUUUGAUGUGAAAAUCGAAGCUAUACUUCCAAGGGUAGUUUUUGAAAGCCAACAAGAUUAUCCUAAUCAGAAGGAUAGGCCAAAGUCUUUGCACAUACAGACGUCCAGAGCGUCAAUAACAAAUGUUCGAUCCGCAGAAAGAUCUUCAAGAGCAGAUUUAGCACAGUGUGUAAACGCUUUUCAAAUGGGACAGAUGUUUUUUGCUACAGACUUUCCAAAUAGAUUAAAUGAUUUUCAUAUUCUUACCGAUAAAUUUUUGGCACAUUGCGCAGGCACUGAUAAUAUUCGAUAUCCACCACCUAAUUUUAGCAGUAAUUCUGUAAAUGAAUUAGUUCGUCAAUUACACCGGGAGCUUUUAUGGACUGAAGCUAAAGACAUAUGGUGUUGUAAUUUGGAACCUGUUUGGGGAGAUUUUCUUGGUGCUCGUGCGGUCGGACAAAACCGACCUGUGCCGUUCCUUGAUGCAUUUCCUUUAACUCUAUGGUGUUACAUGUCUAUGAAAUCGUCAGAAAAAGAUUUAUCAGAAAAUAAAUCUACUGCUGACAUUCAUGGUCUUGCAUACAUAAGCAAUUUAGUUAGCGUCCAGAUAAAUCACUAUCAAUAUUUGUUCUUGUUAAGAUUAUCAGAAGUUUUAUCGGAAAUGGCAACGUAUCUAAAUAUUGAUUCUAAUAAAAUAUUAAAGGUUGAUUGUGGUAGUUCACUUGUUAUUGGUGCAUUGAUACCACAAGUAGAAGUAACAUUUGUCAUGCCGUCACAUACCCCUGGUAAAGAAAAUUCUGGAGGUGAUUUGGAAUCCGUUAUGCCAGAUUCAUCUAGCAUAGCAGAUGACAUUCCAGGUUCGUCUAUUCCAUGGCAAAGUACAGAACGAGUUGAGAGCAGUAGUAAAAAGAUUAAUAUAAAUAAUGAAACUAUAACACCACAAAGUGACGUAUCAUCAAUGUUGUCAAUGGAUUUUAUACAUUCUAGUAUACCUCAAACUGUUGUAACCUUUAAACAGAAUGGUACCAAUAAACACGAAAAUAAUAUACAGAUAAGAAAUGUAGCACACGAUAAAAGGUGCAUUGCUGUAGAGGAAGAGAAAUCAUUGCCCACUUUAAGAUAUACUGCUGAUGCUACAAAUAAGCAUAGCAAAGGAGAUUCGUCUUCAAAUACACCAUUCAUUCCUAAUAAUUUCAACGUUGGUCUCUCUUCUAUGAAAAAAGGAUUAAGUAAUUUGAUGACAUCAAUUGAUUCAGCUUUGAAGGCUUCUCCAGAAGAUGGUAGCAGUGAUACUGUGUCUAUAAGAAGUGAUGUUAGUUCUGACAGUGAGAACUACGUUUUAAUUAAUCUUCAAGAUCAAGAAAAGUUAGAUACAAUGUUUUCUGUCGAUAAUUCAAUUAGAAUAACAGCAGUAGAAGAAGCUAGUGAAGUAGUUGAAGAAACUCCUGAUACUCAGAGUGAAAAAUCUAUGGAUAGUGUGUGUAAACGAAAGGAUAUUGUAUCUAUGGCAACAUUUAAAUUAUCUAAAGUUGAAUUUAUUCAACAAUCUCUUGGAUAUGCAUCAUCAAUUAAAGUUCAAAUUUCAAAUAUUGGUAAUGAUGAAUGUUCAUCUAUCCCAUGGGAUGAAUUUCAGGUCAAGAGAAAGACAAAAUUCAGUGCACGAUCACGAGGUUGGGUCGAAUUACCUUCAGAUUCUAACUGUAGAUCAUGUAUUAAACUACGUUUGGAUCACGACUUAAAAUGCAAGUCAGAUUCUUGGAAAUUGUCUCAAGCAAGUCGAGCUAUAAGGAAUAAAAAUAUGCACUUAAAUCAGAAUCAAGAUAAUACAGCUGAAGAAGAGGUAGAUACUACUAUAGAUGUACAUAACAAACAAAGUGUUUUGGAUUUGUUUGAAGAUAAAUUAGAAAUUAAAGUUACUAAUGUAUCAAUGGCCUUGUCUAUGAGUUCAAUAAGUGGUCUUACAGACUUAACUGAAGAUGAAAUUAUACCUAGGCCAAUACCAUUACAGAUAUAUCUGGAGAGUAUAUCAUUGCGUUUAAAUGAAGAUCGUCCACCGAAUAAUAUAACUUCGCCAGGACCAAUUCCUAUAGAUCUGAAUAUUGCAAAGCUUAAGAUAGUACGAGAUGCAAAUGGAGUUUUUCAUAUCGAACCAGUUGUAAACCUGUUGAGCAGGAGUAAUUCCCUUGUAACACUCACAAGCAGUGAUACUCAAAUAGUCGAAAAUAUAAAUCAUGAAAUGGAACUAAAUAUUUUAAGACAGUCUAGUAAACAGUUGAAAUUAGAUAAUGAACAGCUUCGGCGUCGUCUCAAUGCUUUGGAGAAAAUAUCAGAGGAAAAUGCGAAAUUAAUACGUAUAAAAGAAGAAUCUAUUGUAAUCAAAUCUCAUUUAAGUGCAGCACAAGAAGACAUACAGCUGCUUUUGAAAGAGAAAAGAGCCUUGCAAGAAACAAUAACAGAGCUCCAAAAUCGUAUAAUUGGAAGCGGCCCAGGCAGUGCUACUCGUGCAUCUUGGUCAUCAAAGAGAUAGCAUACCAGUUGUUUUGAUUGUUCCAAAUGUUGUAGUUCGAAUAAGUCACAAUAAUAAUUUUAUUAAUUGUUACUUUUCACAUUAUUAGAAAUGAAAUUUUACAUAGUUGAAUUAAUAUGUGUUUUCAUAGCAUCUAUAUUUAACUUAAUGAGAGAAAGGUAUGUCAUACUAGAACGUUUGGAUCCUUACUAUACGAAUUUAAUAUGUUACGUUAACUUUUAAGUCUUAUAAAGGGAAAACUUGAAUAACAUAUUUAUUAUAAUAUGUUAUGGGCAAAAAUUUUCUGAGUUUACUUGUUCUUUUGUAUAUUAUUUUGUCUACCAUAUUUAUGCUAAUAAUUGCCUUUAUCUAUUCAACAGUGCAAUCAUUAAGAUAACAUUCAGUUAUAUAAGAUGCACUUAAAUGAAAUAUACUGAUUUUUACUAUGAGCAAGUACAAGGCGAUAAAUAAUGGCAAUAGUAGUCAGUGUUUAGCAUUUUCAUUAAUAAAACAAAUGAAGAAAAGAUUGGUGGAAUGAAUAUUCUGGAUACAUACAUGUGUAUUUAUUAUAUGCGAUAAUACACGUGUUAAAACGUGAUGUAUAUAUGAGGUUGUUAAUAUUUUUGCGCGCGCGCCCACACACACACACACACACACACACACACACACAAAAUUGGUUAUAUAUAUUAAUAUAUAAUAUAUUAAUUAAUAGAUAAUAUAAUAUAAUUAUAUAAUUUAUUAUUUAUAUUUAAUAUAUGAUUAUUAAUUAUAUAUUAAUAUUAAUAUAUUAUGUAUAUAAUAUAUAAAUAUUAUGUAAUAUUUAUAUAAUAAUAUAUUAAUAUGUAUAUAUAUAUAUAUAUUUGUUGCAUAUAUAGAUAUAAAACGUACAUGAUAGAUUAUAGUAUGCCAGUCAAAUUAUUGCAAUAUAUGUUUGGUUUUAUAGUAGUGGUCGUUACCUAGUAUGAAAACAGAGAAUUGAAUAUAAAUUUUUUACCAAUGCUUUUUGUUCUUCUCAUCGUAAAUAUUCAGACGAAUUUCAUAGGCAACUUUUAACAGAAUGGGAGAAUACAGUAAAGUAAUAUAAUAAAUGUAAGAUAUUAAUGGAUAUUGAAUGAUAAAUUAUUUGAGCCUACCAGAUAGAUUGUCUAGCUUAAAAUCACUGAAGAACGAUUGUUCGUAUUAAUGUAUAUGUAUAAGAUGUGUAUAAGAGUGAAUACAUGUGAUUUAAUAAUCAGUUACGUGAUAAAAAUAAAACUGACUAUAAUAUACAAUAUACAAUGAUAAUCUAGAAUGUUUUGAUAAGACUGUAAAACUGAUGUUAUUUCCUGUGUCAUUUCCUGUAUUUCUAUUAAACUGAAGAUAUGCAUUGAUUGAUAUUUAUCUUUGGAAAUGAAUAAUAUUGAACUACAUUAAACCAAAAUUAAUAGUGUAUUAUAAUGGACUAAUAAUUUUGUCAUAUUGUAUGUUGUGAUAUCUUGACAUUUUAUCAUUGUAUGUUACAAUAAAUUUAAUUUCCAGGAUGGGUUGCUGGCCAAUCCUUUUGUUACGAAACAAUGAGGUAUUUUUCUAAUGUGUAUUAAUGGCAAUUGCUAAUUAGAUUCUUUUUUAUUUUAAAAUUCUUAUGUUUUUCAAAUAAAACGAAAACAAAAACAGUUUUUUCCACUAUAACAAAUUUAUUAAAUUCAGUGUGUUUUUUAAGAAUAAAAAAGUAAAAUAAAAUUUUUUAAUUAAUUCACAUUAAUAUGAGAUGUUGGAAGAAUAAUUUUUUUACACUUAAGUAUUAUGUAGAACAUAAAAGUCUUGAUUCUUUGUAUAAUAUUUGUUUACUUAGUCAGGAAUAUUUAACUAUUCGAUUAGAUUAAAAUUUUUAUAUUUUAUUUCUAUGAUUAAAUGUAAGUUCUACUUAUUAUGUUUUAUUUUUUAAAAUGAUAUAUUUCUGAAAUCUUGUAUUUAAAAUUUUGUAAUAAAUUUUUAUGAUUAAAGAAUUUUUUAUUGUGUUUAUUAUAAUAUGCUAAAUGAAAAUAUUUUGGGACAUGACCACAGAAUCAUAUAUAGGGAAAAAUUUGAGUCUAUUAUGAAAAUAUAUUAUAUGUUACAUAUAUUAUAGUGGAAUGAACUGUAUAUUUAUAGUUGUCUGUACAUAUCUUACAUAUGUGGGUAUGUAAAAAAAUUAACCGCAAGAAUUUUAGAUGUUCACAUCACAUUUAAACAUUGAUAUGUUCUUAUAAUCUAUGUCUUACAACGGAACAUUCAAGUUUUAAUUUAAUUAUAAUAAAUCUUUACUUUCUUAUUAUACAAUUAUGUACUUUUAGUCCUUGAAAGAAUAAUGCUUGAAUCUUUUAAAUAUUAUAUAUUUGUUACAUUGUAAUAUUGUAUAAUUUUAUCAAAUAUGUUUGUUAAAAAUGUUAAUUUAAAAUGCUUCUUUUUCAUUGUUAUUGUAUUUUGAUUUCUGCAAAUAUCUUUAUUGAAAACAGUAUUUAUAUUGUUGUAUAUAAAGCAUAUAUUACUUCUAAGCUUUAUAUGUUAUUUAAUAUGCAAAGAAUUAAAAUUUUAUGAUUGAAUACGUUAUCUUUAUAACAAAAUAAAAUUUAAGACGUUAUUUUAAUGAUUUUAAAAUAUUUAUUUUGAUAAAUUAUUUUUUCCACUCAGUCGACUUAAUUACACAUUGUUCAAAUUUCUGUUUCCUCUUUAUAUGAAUAUUUUAGGAUGUAACUAUUAUAUUGUUAUGAAUAAAUUAUGCCACUUUCGAUGAAUGUAUGUUAAAAAAAUUAUUAUCUUGCAGUAAUUCUGUGAUAAUUAUAGUAUUUAAGUGACUAUAUUUCAAAAUUUAACUUUAUUUGUUAAAUUUUAGCUUAAGAAACACAUUAUUUUAAAUAUUAUAUAUAUUUAUUCAAACAUAUAAUUUUUAAAUGCAAUUAUUUUGUAAUUUUGUAAUCAAAUAAUGUAUAAUACAGGUAAUAUACUUAAUAUUGACGUUAAGUAUUAAAAGUGUAUAUUUAUAAAAUCAUUUGUAAAAAUAUUAUAUGCUAGUAUCUCUACUAUACAAUUUGUGACUGUUAUAUUACUUUAAAUAUGCAAUUAAAUUGUAAAUCAUUAA
Messenger RNA from Bombus pascuorum, 7540 nucleotides. RefSeq names its product bridge-like lipid transfer protein family member 3A. The record is from RefSeq and is a predicted model, not a curated record. The coding region runs from base 196 to 4464 and encodes 1422 amino acids. NCBI's taxonomy places the organism in Eukaryota, Metazoa, Arthropoda, Insecta, Hymenoptera, Apidae. The transcript is spliced from 18 exons.